CAGGCGUUUGGGAUUCUUCCUAAGACGUUUUUGUUGUUCCAAAUCACAAACCUCUGCUCAGCCGAAACUGCCCGACCGUAAAAAGUGCAUUUAACCAAACCCAAUAAGCGACCAAUUGACGAGAUCCCCUGAGACCAUGGCCAAGAUACGAUCGCUGGUGCCGGAGCUGGCCGAGGUGGCUCGGUCGCAGCUCUGCGAGGAUCCGUCCUCAAUGGUGGCGAAGAUCGAGGCCCUGAGGACCUGGAUUGUCGAACAGAACUACCUGGAGGCGCGGACCGACGAUCAGUUCUUGGUGGCCUUCCUGCGCUUCUGCCACUGGGACGUGGAGGAGGCCAAGAAGAGAGUACUCUUCUACUACACCUACAAAUCCAAGGAGAGAGAACUGCUCAAGAGUCGCCUGGUAGACGAUAAGCUGCUAGAACUGGCUCGUUCAGGAAUUUUCGCCACAUUGCCCAAACCUAUUGGCCCUGGUGGCCCCCGUAUCCACUACACACGAAUGGGCCACAUUGAACCUUCCAAGCACAGUGUCAGCGACAUUUUCCGCUUCCACGCUUUUCGCGCAGAGAUCGAGAUCAACACGGAUGACAACUGGAACGUAUCCGGCGUUGUGGAGAUCAUCGAUUUCACCAAGAUCCCCUACUCCCUGCUACUGCAGUUCGAUCCUGGUAUGUUCAAGCGGAUGAAUGCAUUCCUAGAGCAUGGUAUCCCAGCGAAUUUGGUGGCCACCCACAUUGUUAAUGCCUCCAGGGAGACGCAGUUUGUCCUGGGCCUGGUUCGGAAUGUCAUGAAGCAAAAGGAGCUGUUACACAUCCACUCUAACGUGGAGUCUCUGCAAAAGGCCAUUGGCAAGGAGUAUUUGCCCGUAGAGAUGGGCGGCGAGAAUGGCUCCUUGGCGGAUGCGAUGACGCGGUACGAGACACAGUUGACCAGCUUUUCCACGUACUUUAAGGAAGACGAGCGAUAUGGAGUGGAUGAGAAAUUGCGGGCGGCCAGUGAGAAUAAUCAGGAUAGGGCCGCUCCGUUAGCGGCCAGCGUUCCUAGCGACGGAACUUUCCGGAAGCUAAACUUCGAUUGAGGCAAUGAUCGGGCAGUUAGUUUUAUAUUCUGAUGCACAUCCUAUAAAUACGCCCUCUUAACACACAGCCCUAUAUAUACACACUGAAAUGUAUAGACACUACAGCGAUCUUUGGUCAUAGCAGAACCUGAUAUUUUAUAAAUGAAACCAUAAAGGAGGAACAUCGAAACUCAAAGCAAAUUGAACAAUAUUAUUGACAAGUGCACACUAAAACGAAAUAAGAAGCAAAUGGAUCGCCAUCAAAUGGCACAAAAACCUCA
Molecule: messenger RNA, 1335 nt
Organism: Drosophila santomea
Lineage: Eukaryota; Metazoa; Arthropoda; Insecta; Diptera; Drosophilidae
Exons: 4
Coding region: 137-1075 (312 amino acids)
Cellular component (GO): membrane
Molecular function (GO): phosphatidylinositol bisphosphate binding
Source: RefSeq, a predicted model, not a curated record